GUCGGGCUGGCCUUGGUUAGUGGCUCAACUGUUAAAACCCGCGCCGGUGAUUCUGCGAGGAAGGGGAGGGGUAGUGGUUUCGCUUAAUUGAUUGCCCUUGGAGGCACAUAGAAGGCCGGUACGAAUCUGCAUCUCUCUCUCCGUCCCGGGCACCAUAUUGAGAUGAAGCAACUGUGGGGACUUGGCAUUUUAUCCUCUUCUGCUGCUGCCUCUGCCCUGGCUGAUGAUCCUGAUGUGGAUGGCACUGUUGAAGAUGACUUGGGUAAAAGCAGAGAUGGAUCUCGGACAGAUGAUGAAGUUGUUCAGAGGGAAGAGGAAUCUAUUCAAUUGGAUGGUUUAAAUGCAUCACAAAUAAAACAACUUAGGGAAAAAUCAGAAAAGUUUGCCUUCCAGGCUGAAGUAAACAGGAUGAUGAAACUUAUUAUCAAUUCACUGUAUAAAAAUAAAGAGAUUUUCCUGAGGGAAUUGAUUUCAAAUGCAUCUGAUGCUCUAGACAAAAUACGGUUGAUGUCAUUGACUGAUGAAAAUGCUCUUUCUGGUAAUGAGGAACUCACAGUAAAAAUUAAGUGUGAUAAAGAGAAGAAUAUGCUCCAUGUUACAGACACUGGAAUUGGCAUGACCAAAGAUGAGCUAAUCAAAAAUCUGGGUACCAUUGCUAAGUCUGGUACAAGUGAAUUUCUAAAUAAAAUAUCUGAAAUGCAGGAAGAAAACCAGUCAACCUCUGAAUUGAUUGGUCAGUUUGGUGUUGGCUUCUAUUCUGCCUUCCUUGUGGCAGAUAAGGUUAUUGUUACCUCAAAGCAUAAUAAUGACAGUCAACACAUCUGGGAAUCUGAUUCAAAUGAGUUCUCUGUAAUUGAAGAUCCUCGGGGUGAUACCUUGGGACGAGGCACUACUAUAACCCUUGUUUUAAAAGAAGAAGCUUCAGAUUAUCUUGAACUAGAUACAGUUAAAAACCUGGUCACGAAGUAUUCCCAGUUCAUAAACUUCCCUAUUUAUGUAUGGAGUAGCAAGACUGAGACUGUAGAAGAGCCUAUUGAAGAUGAAGAAGUAAAAGACAAAGAUGAGACAGAUGAUGAAGCUGCUGUGGAAGAGGAAGAAGAGAAAAAACCCAAAACUAAACCGGUUUCGAAAACAGUCUGGGAUUGGGAGCUUAUGAAUGACAUAAAACCAAUUUGGCAGAGGCCAUCUAAAGAAGUGGAAGAAGAUGAAUACAAAGCUUUCUACAAAACAUUUUCUAAGGAAACUGAUGAUCCAAUGACUUUCAUUCACUUCACUGCUGAAGGAGAAGUGACAUUCAAGUCCAUCUUAUUUGUUCCCAGCACUGCUCCACGUGGAUUAUUUGAUGAAUAUGGAUCCAAAAAAAGUGACUUUAUAAAGCUGUAUGUCCGUAGAGUAUUCAUCACAGAUGACUUCCAUGAUAUGAUGCCCAAAUAUCUUAACUUUGUCAAGGGUGUUGUAGAUUCAGAUGAUCUUCCUUUAAAUGUGUCUCGUGAGACCCUCCAGCAGCACAAACUACUAAAGGUAAUCAGAAAGAAACUUGUUCGGAAGACACUUGAUAUGAUCAAAAAGAUUGCUGAAGAAAAAUACAAUGACACUUUCUGGAAAGAAUUUGGCACAAAUAUCAAACUUGGAGUGAUUGAAGAUCAUUCAAAUCGGACUCGUCUAGCUAAACUUCUUCGUUUCCAGACUUCUCACCAUGAAAGCAACGUUACUAGUCUAGAUGAGUAUGUAGAAAGAAUGAAAGAGAAGCAAGAUAAAAUCUAUUUCAUGGCUGGUUCAAGUAGAAAAAGGUAAAAAGCUGAAUCUUCACCUUUUGUGGAACGGCUUCUAAAGAAAGGUUAUGAAGUUAUAUAUUUGACAGAACCAGUGGAUGAAUAUUGCAUUCAGGCUCUCCCAGAGUUUGACAACAAAAGGUUUCAGAAUGUUGCUAAAGAAGGAGUGAAGUUUGAUGAAAGUGAAAAGUCAAAGGAAACUCGUGAGGCUUUAGAAAAAGAGUAUGAACCCCUAUUAACUUGGAUGAAAGACAAAGCUUUAAAGGACAAAAUUGAAAAAGCAGUAUUAUCUCAGCGAUUAACCCAAUCACCAUGUGCUCUUGUAGCUAGUCAAUAUGGAUGGUCUGGCAACAUGGAAAGAAUCAUGAAGGCUCAGGCUUACCAAACUGGGAAAGAUAUCGCUACCAAUUACUAUGCUAGCCAAAAGAAGAUAUUUGAAAUUAAUCCUAAACAUCCACUCAUAAAAGACAUGCUCAGGCGUGUUCAGGAAAAUGAAGAAGAUCAAGUAGUUGCAGAUCUUGCUGUGGUUCUGCUUGAAACUGCUACCCUAAGAUCAGGUUAUCUGCUGCCUGAUACAAAGGAAUAUGGAGAAAGGAUAGAACGAAUGCUUCGCCUAAGUUUGAACAUUGACCCAGAGGAAAAGGUGGAAGAGGAGCCUGAAGAACUAGAGGAAGCUGCUGAAGAAGUAGAACCAGAAGAGGAAAUUGAAGCUGAGGAAGAUACUGAAGACAGUGAAACAGAGAAACCGGCGUCCACAGAUGAAAAAGAUGAAUUGUAAAAUGCACUCUCAAAUACUAUCCUGUGUUUUGGAUAAAGCAGGAAUGUGAACUGAAUUUGUUUUUUCACUGUAAAAUGUUGGGGGGGAGGCGUAGGGUUUUGGGCAGAAGAAUUUUUUUAAGUUGCAUUUUUUAAACAUUCCUCACAAUGUAAAUUUGUACUAUUUAACUGACUGCUUGGUGUAAAAUCUUGUCAUGUGUACAAAAUUAAAAUGUUCACACCAGUUCUAUGGGGCAUUGAAGUUCUUAUUUACUAAUUUUGGAUGUAAAGAAAACUUGUAUAGACUCAAUUUGGCAGUGACAUUCUUCUGUAACAGAAGAAACAUUGGAAAACACUUCGACUGGAAUUAUUUUCUGAAGGUCACAUUAAUUAGAACUGAUAUCUUUCAAUUAUUUCCUAUUCUACUAAAAUUUGUACCAGAAUCUUAGCCUGUUAAGGCAAGCUUCUGCUUAAUGGAAUCUAUUUUUAGCUGGUUGGCAAAACUUAGGAAGUCUUUUGCAGUAAUUCCUCCUAAUUUUUCUCUGAACAAGUCUUAAAUACAUUGGAUUUAGUAAAAUACCAUUUAAGCUUUGUUGUGUGAACCAUUGUAAUAUAUUCCCUUCAUGAUGGAAGAGCACAAUUUGGGUUACAUUUUGCUGGAGGGAAAGUGUGUUAUUACCCUACAGAGAUGCUUUAUGAUAAAGUAAGCCAUUAGAUACUCAAAAAUGAAUGACUCCUAUCAAGCUAAUUGGCAUCUAUUUUUAAACAAGGAGCAAAUAAUGGUUUUAUACACAGUGGGAGACUUUUGCUCGUCCUGCUGAUUGCAUCUAUCAUAUCCUGAGAGCUAAAUGGACUUGAAUUCUGACAGAUCUUUACCAUGCAGAUUGGAUAAUUUUAAGCCAAUUACACCCUCAGCCAAAUUUCACAUAUGUAAUAUUUAAAG
Thamnophis elegans (Western terrestrial garter snake) is the source of this 3471-nucleotide messenger RNA. It is a transcript of the gene HSP90B1, whose product is annotated as heat shock protein 90 beta family member 1. Gene Ontology annotation, molecular function: ATP binding; ATP hydrolysis activity; ATP-dependent protein folding chaperone. Gene Ontology annotation, biological process: protein folding. The record is from RefSeq and is a predicted model, not a curated record. The transcript is spliced from 18 exons. Lineage: Eukaryota; Metazoa; Chordata; Lepidosauria; Squamata; Natricidae.